CUCUCUUUACCUUCCUCUCUUUCCUUAUCGCACUUUCUCUCUACUUCUUUUCUUUUAGUUAGUGACUUAUGCUGGAAACCGAUAUGGCAAUUACGCCAGAUCUUAUACCCUCCACUACACCCGACUCAAUGCAAACCGGAAGUAGCCCACCUACUCGACAACCAAAGUUCAUGUCCAAGGUUUCACAAUUAUUUAAUCGUAAAUCCACUCAAGCAGAUGGAAAGCUGGCAAGCAUCGAUGAUGAAGGAAUUCAGACAACUACCAUAACGGCAACUGAACAACAACAACAACAACAGAACUAUCGCCGUCGUCGCACCAAAUCCGGAAGUUCCAAUGCAGAUUCAGCCAUCUCCAAGAUUGAUUCUAUGUUUUCAGUGGAAUCAAGGGUAUCCUCGGAACAUCCUGAUUUCAAUGCUAUUGCUAUUGAAAAUAAGUUGGGCUCACGUACAGUUCAUAUCGGGGCGGUUCGUCAAACUCGAGGAGAAGGGUCCGGUUCUCAGCAAAGUGAUCGGGAUUUGAACGAGGCUUUUGAAAAUUUAAUGAAAGAAUAUGCUUUGCCGCCGAAUUUGCGCCCGAGCUUGGAACAUCUUACCAGGGAACAAAAGUCGACACUGUUAAGAUCAUCUCAGUUGGCGAGGAAGAGCAGUGCUUUAUCCUUGACCGCACCUUUUGCAACACUACGGAAAUCAAAGCAGCUCUUAUUACCCGGAACGGUUAGAGACGCUCAGGGCCGUCAUCAAGUUCAACGACGUCGGCCCACUCAUGCUUACGCUACUCAUGCUCGUGCGCCACAAGGCGUUGGUGCUCACAUACUCAGUGGUAAAGCAAAGUCUCCACGAUAUUUUGCUGACCUUCUUAUGCACUCUACUUGCCGAGAUCUUGAACUGGCUGAGAUCAUGGAUCUCCGAGUCUAUCUUCGUAACGGUAUAGCAAGGUAAUUUGGAAACACUCCCCCCCCAAAAAAAAAAUUACCACCCUCUCC
Messenger RNA from Umbelopsis ramanniana AG, 982 nucleotides. RefSeq lists its product as uncharacterized. The transcript is spliced from 2 exons. The record is from RefSeq and is a predicted model, not a curated record. The coding region runs from base 69 to 938 and encodes 289 amino acids. Lineage: Eukaryota; Fungi; Mucoromycota; Umbelopsidomycetes; Umbelopsidales; Umbelopsidaceae.